AGUUUAAUGUUUGGUCUCUGUAUUAAAGUAUUAAAGUUUUGCUUUCUCUGUUUUGCAGCAUCAUCUGUGGGCUCACACAGUUCACCAACAGGAACCACUUGGCAUUCGCUGCUCUGGAGGCCGUCUGCUUCCAGACCAGAGAGAUUCUUGAUGCAAUGAAUCAGGACAGCGGGGUCCCUCUGACGCAGCUUAAGGUGGACGGAGGGAUGACGUCAAACAGAUUACUGAUGCAGCUGCAGGCCGACAUCCUCUGCAUCCCUGUAGAGAGCGAGUACCGCUUUGCUCGCUGGAAGAAGGCCGUCCAGAAAGCCAUGAACUGGGAGACCACAGAGCCCUGCUACAACGGCAGCGGUUUAGGAAAGAAUAUGAACGGCGCACCCUGGGGGGUCCAUCCCAGCCCUCCCCCCAGCAGAGUGGACCACUAAGGUCCGACAUUUGCCGGUGCAUCCCGUGCGUGACGCUUGAGUUUCCACUUGGGGCAUGUUUACAUAUUAAAGGCUUUACUAACACGGUGUGUUCACGGCUUUAACCGACGCAGGUGUCCUCACUCGUUAGAAACUAACGUAAAGCGAAACUGUUCUGUUCAUAUUUAUUCUGCUACAGCAGCUUUGCAUGAUUCUUGGUUCAAAGUAAUCCUUCUCUAGCUCAUGCUUGGACAACAAGCUGUUUUAGCCCCUCCCCCUUUAAGCCAACUGCCUUCCUACUGGCUGUCCUUAUAAGCAGAAUGCUUGAACAACAAGUGAGCAGAGCUUCUGAUUUUACCAUCUCUCUGACAUCACAGAGAUCAAAGAAUAGAAAAAACUGUGUGACACUGAGUGUUUAAAACAGCCUGCAUAACAUGAAAUAAGUUAAAGCAAAAUAGGUCAAAUUAAUGAUACUUUUAAUCCUUCCUAAAGUUGUAAACAGAAUGUGAGGAAACAACGCUACAACUGAAUUUCCAUAAAUCUUUUUCUGUCACGUUAACAGGAAGUACGUGCUACACUGGCUCACUGCACCACCUUGUGGUUCUUAGUGGUAUUACAUGACAGUACAUUUCAAUUUCACCUGAUAUUCUUGCAAUACAACACCACAGUCGUCUCGUACGUAAUGUCUUAGCGGUUAAUUCUUC
This is a messenger RNA of Neolamprologus brichardi, 1108 nucleotides long. Lineage: Eukaryota; Metazoa; Chordata; Actinopteri; Cichliformes; Cichlidae. The record is from RefSeq and is a predicted model, not a curated record.